Molecule: messenger RNA, 1608 nt
Organism: Limanda limanda (common dab)
Lineage: Eukaryota; Metazoa; Chordata; Actinopteri; Pleuronectiformes; Pleuronectidae
Gene: plbd1b
Product: phospholipase B domain containing 1b
Exons: 11
Coding region: 1-1608 (535 amino acids)
Biological process (GO): phospholipid catabolic process
Cellular component (GO): extracellular region
Molecular function (GO): glycerophospholipase activity
Source: RefSeq, a predicted model, not a curated record
AUGGAGAGAGUGUGCGUGCUGCUGAGCACCCUGGCUGCAUCAGUGCAAACUCACCAACUCAGAGAGGCCACCGUGAACUGGGAUGCUGCCCAGAAAAGUGUGAUCCUGAAGGAGGGGGUGAUGGAGACAGAUGGGGGCGCGUACGGAUACUUCAAUGACACGCUGCUUCUCUCUGGAUGGGGCGUAUUGGAAAUCCGCGCAGGUUAUGGAGGAAUCCCACAGGAAGACGAGACCACCUUCUUCCUGGCUGGUUACCUGGAGGGUUACCUCACUGCUGGACAGAUGUUCACUCAUUACUCCAACAUGUACCCUCAGCUGAUUAAGAAUGAGAGUGUUCUGAAUCCGCUGAAGACGUUUUUGAGCACACAGGACCGGUGGGCCAGGGAGCAGGUGAAACUAAAGAGAAACCGUGACCCCCUGUGGAAGCAUCUGGGACUGAUCCUGGCCCAGCUGGACGGACUCCAUGCCGGAGCUGCACAGUGGGCCAAAGGCAGACACAGAGAGCCUCUGUCAGCGUUUGCGCUCCAGUUCCUGAAUGGUGUCGGUGACCUCCUGGACCUGGUCCCGGCUCUGACAGCUCGCGCCAACUCCUCAGCAGGGGGCGGCACUUUCAGGAUGCCAGGAAUGGGCCACUGCACUGCUCUCAUAAAGGUGCUGCCGGGCUUUGAGAACCUGCUGUUCGGCCACUCUAGCUGGUACACGUACGCAGCCACCACACGCAUCUACAAACACUGGGACUUCAAGGUCAUUGACACACACACUGCCACUGGAAUGAUGUCGUUCAGCAGCUAUCCUGGCUUCCUGAUGUCCCUGGACGACUUCUACCUGCUCGGGAGCGGCCUUCUAAUGACUCAGACAUCCAUCGGCGUGUUCAACGCUUCCCUGUUCUCCCAGAUCGGCCCUCGCAGCCUGCUGGCCUGGCAGAGGGUGCGCCUGGCCAACAGCCUGGCGCACAGCGGAGAGGAGUGGGCGCAGGUUUUCUCCAAACACAACUCAGGUACAUAUAACAGCCAGUACAUGGUGUUGGACCUGAGCAGGGUCACCCUGGGUCACAGCAUCCAGAACGGAGCUCUCGUUGUGGUGGAGCAGAUCCCUGGGAAGGUGAUGCACUCCGAUCAGACUCAAGCUCUACGCAGAGGUUAUUGGCCAUCCUACAACAUACCAUUUCACAUUGAAAUCUACAACCUGAGCGGGUACAGCGCAAUGUGGAAGAGAUACGGAGUUGACUUCUCUUACGACCUCUGUCCCCGAGCCAAAAUCCUCCGCAGGGACCAGGCCAAGGUGUCGAACCUCAAGUCCCUCAAACACAUCAUGAGAUACAACAACUACAAGAGGGACCCCUACUCUAGGGGCCAUCCCUGUAAGACCAUCUGUUGCCGUAACGACCUGAGACCAACAAGGCCACGCCCAGGAGGUUGCUAUGACACAAAGGUGACAGACUACCAGAUGGCUCUGCAGCUGGUCGCGGAGGCAAUAAACGGCCCCACGACACAGGGGGGUCUGCAGCCAUUCUCGUGGAAGUCCUUCAACCUCACGAGUCAUCAGGGUCUCCCGCACACCUACAAUUUCCCCUUCGUCGUCAUGACGCCCUCACUGCACCGGCCCUGA